Messenger RNA from Entamoeba invadens IP1, 1497 nucleotides. RefSeq lists its product as hypothetical. Gene Ontology annotation, cellular component: cytoplasm. Gene Ontology annotation, molecular function: GTPase activator activity. Lineage: Eukaryota; Evosea; Mastigamoebida; Endamoebidae. Gene Ontology annotation, biological process: small GTPase-mediated signal transduction. The transcript is spliced from 2 exons. The record is from RefSeq and is a predicted model, not a curated record. Bases 1 to 1497 code for a protein of 498 amino acids.
AUGGACAGCAUCCUGUUAACCCCACGACGUUCUCGCGCACCAAUAACAAGACGAGCGCCUACAGACUUGACACUUAAUGUGUUAUACAUUGACUCUUCGGACUCAAGAAUGACUAAAACCGACCGCUUCAUCACACAUUUACUAACCGACUGUUCUGCUAACAUUGCAGUUGUCUCAUCAACGAAACCAGUCUUCUCAUACACUAAAGCACACCUUUUAAUGCUCCAACGAAACAACAUUUUAUUUCCAAAGUCUCAACCACAAGUCCCACGAACGCCAAGAACACCAAAAAAGGAUGAAACAAUAGUUGUUGAUUUCACAAAGAAGUAUACCAAUCAAAUUGACUACUCAAAGUACUUAAAUGCACAAAUCAAAAUUUUCCAACAGUACUUUGUUGCUUAUUCUCAACGGGAAUUAACCACGUUGUACACCUCAAUAUACUCGAUACCACCUCGCAUAGACAACGGCGACAUGGUAUUGUUCUCUCAGAAUGAUUCCGAGAUGAAGAAGAGGCUGAUGAAGCUCGACGCCAAUUUUUUGAUGCUCGCAAAGGUUAACAAACAAAUCGACUGUAUCAUUUACUUAUCAUCCCCAGUAGUUGUCCAAAAGCAGCCAUUAACCCUUUCAAUAAACUCCACGUAUACAAUCCAAUUUUCAGAACAAGAGACGUUCGAGUCGUGGAGUAAAUUACUGAAAAAAGUGCAGCCGUGGUAUGUCACUUUACUCAGACGAUUCAUUCGCGCAGAGGUCUCUCAGUUUGCAACAACACCAAGGAGAAAGACGGGACCAAAUGUCCCAAAACUCUUCAAGCAACCUUCUCUGCAAAUUAUACCUCAAUGCUCCUCACCAAAAUUAAAAGGGUCGUCGCCACUCGUCUCCCCACGAACUCAAAAAAUACUGUCACUCCGCUUUUCAAAGAAAGAGCGAAACAAAAACACCAAAAUAGUUGGAGUCUCGUUGGAACAAAUUGCAACACAUCACCUUGCACUCCCAGAGAAUGUAUUAACUCUCAUCAAUUACAUCAAAAACCGGUGUCUUAACGUGGAGGGCAUAUUCAGAGUUAAUGGGAGUAAAGAGAAGAUAGAGACAAUAGCAGACAUGCUCGACAACAAAGUUCUAGACAACGAAAUGCUCUCUCAGUUUGAUGUCUUCUCUGUUGUUGGUGCACUGAAAUAUUACAUCAAAGUAAUGCCGACUCCGGUGAUCCCCGCAGAUAUCAAUGACAAGUUGUUACAAGUCUGGAAUGCAAAACAAACAAUGACUUCCGAAAGACUGUUGAAAGAGUUUGUAGCAAUCUUUGUGUUGAUGCCAGAGAUGAGUCUCUUGUUUUUGAAUGAAGUUCUUGGGCUUUUAAAAACCGUCUCGGACAACAAAGAACAGACGAAGAUGACUGUGGAAAACUGUGUGACGUGUAUACAACCAUCGUUGAGGGGGUAUCCAUUCAUUUACAGUUUCGCGAUCCAAAACUACGACGCGAUAUUUGGGCCGAAUGUGUAA